AUGAGUGAAGGACAGCCUGACAAGCUUCACGAGAAGGAGAGCUCCCGGUCUUUGAGCCUUGGAAGAGAUUCCUCCAGGAGCAAGGCAGCGAGCAACGUCAGCAUCUCAAGGGCGAUCGAUCAGGCAGCAGCAGGACACGUACAUAGCGCUAAUUCGCUCCCUCCGUUCCAGCCAAGUCCAUGGCAGAGCGAGGACCCGACGCCUUUGGAGGACGCGAUCGAGGCUAUAUUUCACUUCCCUGAGCGAACCAAGAGGAGACGGAGGAGGGAGGGAGGAGCUGAUCAAGACCUCGUAGCUGCCAAGAGAGAAAGAGUUUCGCCUGCCCCAGCAUGGAGCAUGAAGCAAGCGGCCUCGCCAAGCGCCAUGCAGGUGCAUGCAGGAACCUCGUCCGCCUCUGUCACUGCUCGCUCGGCACCCUCGUUGAGUACUGGAAACUGGACUGAGGAGGAGCAUCAGAAGUUCUUGGCUGCGUUGAGGGAGUACUGUCCGGAUGCGGAGAGAGCGGGAUCAGGAGCAGGAGCAGGAGCAGGAGCAGGAGAUAGGACAGGAGCAGGAGCAGGAGCAGGAGAUAGGACAGGAGCAGGAGCAGGAGCAGGAGAUAGGACAGGAGCAGGAGCCGGGGCAGGAGCAAGAGCAGUGGAGGGGAGGAAGAACGUUGGGCUGGGGAAGGGGGUUGCUUACUUGAUCUCAAGGGCUGUGGGGACGAGAACAGAAUCUCAGGUCCGGUCGCACGCACAGAAAUAUUUUCAGAAUCAGCAGAAGAGAUGA
Guillardia theta CCMP2712 is the source of this 768-nucleotide messenger RNA. RefSeq lists its product as hypothetical. The transcript has a single exon. The record is from RefSeq and is a predicted model, not a curated record. Lineage: Eukaryota; Cryptophyceae; Pyrenomonadales; Geminigeraceae. The coding region runs from base 1 to 768 and encodes 255 amino acids.